Plasmodium gonderi is the source of this 5352-nucleotide messenger RNA. RefSeq lists its product as hypothetical. Bases 1 to 5352 code for a protein of 1783 amino acids. Gene Ontology annotation, biological process: negative regulation of transcription elongation by RNA polymerase II. NCBI's taxonomy places the organism in Eukaryota, Apicomplexa, Aconoidasida, Haemosporida, Plasmodiidae. Gene Ontology annotation, cellular component: NELF complex; nucleus. The record is from RefSeq and is a predicted model, not a curated record. Gene Ontology annotation, molecular function: RNA binding. The transcript has 6 exons.
AUGAUGAAAAAGAAGAAAAAAUGCACAAGAUUAAGUAAUUGUUCCUUCAACCAAUUUAAAGAGGAUAUUGACUUCCUUAAAGAGGCAGAUGCAAUUUUAGACGAUGACAUAUUUUUAAUUUUGAAAAGACUUUGUUCCUAUCUCUUUUUCUGCGUUAAGAAUGACAAUUUUGAAUUUGUAAAAAAUUAUGAAAAUUCGAAAAAGGCAGGAUCCGAAGAGACGAAUGAAGGAAAAAACAGAAAAGAAAAAAAUAAUGAAACGAUGCAAAUGAAUGAAUUUUCUUUGUGUACAGAUGAAACCACAGUGAAUUACAACUUUGAUGAAGGAGAUUUUAUAAUAAUAAAAAAUAUUAACAGACUCUUAGUAAAUGAACUAAUAGAAAACUAUGUUGGUUAUUCUUGGCUAUGCUUAAUUUUGACAAAGUAUUUAAACGACAUUGAUGUGCUAACAAAAAAGAGAGCUAAAAAUGACAAGGAUGAAGAAAAAAAAAGGGAAAUGAAGGAAAAAAAAAAAGUAUACAAAAUUGUUAAGAAAAUUACACAUUUGAAAACGAGGGAACGGAUACAAAGUUGUCAUACUAGUAGAACAAAUAGUGAGAAAAAUAGAACUAAUAAUAAAAUUGAAGAAAAAAAUAAAUAUAUAAAUUAUCUCUUCUGCUAUUAUAACAAAUUUUUCAUUUCGUCAAAUGUUAGAAACACGGAAAACUUUGGAAAAAAUGCUGACAAGGAAGAUGUUAUACUUCUAAAUGAUUGUGACAAUGAUUAUCAAUGGAUAUACAGUGAUGGCGAAAGUGUUAUGAAUCAAAACGAGCAAAAAAACAGUGAAAUGAAAAGAGGAACCAUAAAAUUGGAAAAACAUCAUUCCUCUGUUGUAAACGGACAAUCAUUUCUAGACGAAAAGAAUAUUUUGAGAAAAACGAGAAUCGAAGAUGGAAAACUUGUAACAGAAAAAAAUUUCAUCCCAUUUCCAAUUAAAGCAAAUGUACAUAUAAAUCUAAAAGGAAGACAAAACAGUUUUAGUACACAAAAAGAGGGGAAAAACACAACGGUGAGUAUGCAAACUAGGAGAAAUAACCCUCUUGAUGAUCACCUGAAUAUCAGCAGUGAGAUGGAUCAUCAUAUGGAUUAUGAACAAAUUUGUGACAUUCCAUUAGUUCCAGAGGGAGAUACUUACAGUUAUGACUCACAGGAGGAAUGUCAGUUUCCGCAAAAAUUGGGAUUGUGCUUGGGGGGGUACGUAGAUUUGGAGGCUAGGAAGAGAACUGAGGAAAACAGCGGACGCAAAGUGAUCGAAAGGAGUGCAGGAGGUGCAUUAAGCGAAAGAAGUGGCAGAAGAAGGGAAAAAUUGUGUGGAGAAAAACUACACGAAAGGGAGUUCAAGAAGGUGCACGAAAAACGGCUUAAAAAGGGGCAUGAAAAAUGGCUUAAAAGGGUGCACAAUAGACGGCGCAAAAAAAGACACGAAAGAGAGCGAGGUAAGUACCACAAAAGAAGGCACAAAAAAAAGGGGAACAGGAGGAGAGACUCCAUUGAAUGCAACGAUUUGCAACAUUUAUACAAAGCCCUCUGUGACUUCUUGUCCACAAAAUACGAAACUAGAAAGUUACUCAAGUUCAUGGACGAGUAUAGAGAAAUGUAUGCAUGGAAACCACCAUCCUUUUAUUGGAAGAUAUUAAGCAGUAAAUAUGUGGUAAAAGAAAUACUAAAAUUAUAUGGGGACAGAUAUUUAGACCCAUUUUUGUCGUGUCUUUAUGAAGACUUUGUUAAUAAGUACUAUUUCGAUGAUAAAGAAAAUAAUAACAUUGCUACGUAUACAAGUAAUUUUAAUGUAUUCACACUUAGAAUAAGUGAAGAAAUACAGAAAUUUCUUCUUUUAGAAGAACCAGAAGAGGAAGAAUCAAUUUUAAGUAUAUGCAAAAAUAUAUGCAUUAGCGAAAAUUCGUACAUAUAUGCACAAUUAAUACUUGAAUAUAUAUACAGGAACAAUAAUGAUAAUAGUAUGAGAAGAUUAUCACAAUAUUUGUGUCUCUAUAUUCUCUAUAAAGAUAUCAAUAUACAUAGAACAAUCAAUAAUUAUUUCACAAAAGUCGUAGAAAAUGAAGUUAGCAUCACCUUUUUAAGUUAUAAAAUUAAUAAUUUACAUAAUUAUAGUGCACUAUACAAUACUUUUAGAAAUAUAUACAUGGCAAGGAAUAAGGGAUCUAUGGAUAUAAACCAUUAUGAUAUUCUCAAUUUGCAUGAUUCUAUAUUGAAAAUUUUGAAAACAUUCAACGGAAACAAAUUGUUAUUGUUUGAUUCCACAUACUUGUUUGAUUCGAAAAGUAAUCAUCGUUGUCGUGAUCUGAAGAAGAAUCGAGGGUCUACAACAACACUAGCUCAUAGCAACCUGCGCGAGGCUUUUUCAUUAGCCGCUGAGGACAUAGAACAUGAAAAAUGCAAUAAGGGUGAUAAAAAUGAAAAAAAAAAGAAAAAAGAAGAAAAAAUGAUCUCAGAAGAUUUAUACAAAAGUAAGAAAAAGUUCUCUCCCUAUUACCAUCGCACAGAAGACACAGAUUUCAACUCCAAUUUUUCGGAUAUUAAUAGAAGUAAUUUGGAUAAAGUAUGUAGACGUGGUGAGGAGGUAACACAUGGAAAAGGCGAUUGCACACCUCCUAGGUUAUUCCCUUCUGCAAGUACAGAUGAGAAUAAAUGUUUUCCAAAUAUAGAAGAAGUAAAUAAUGGAAGAGAGAAUAUAACUCCAAGUGGCGAAGAGUACAAUGGAAGAAGUAGCUUCAUUGAUAGUAGCCUUGAUAAUAUAUUGAAGGAGAGAAAAAUUGAUCAUAGUAAUGGAAAUACUGAAAUGAAUGAAAAUCAAACGAAUAGAUCAAAUCAGAGUGGUAAGAAAAUGAGUAACGAAAUUUAUAGUGCAAUCAGAUCCGAUGAUUUCUUAUCGAAUGCAAAUUCUGAUAAUAAUGCAUCUGAAACAAGGACAGGAAAUACAAGAGAUGCAGAUAGCGAAUUUUUACUACCCUCAGCGUCACAAUAUGGAAACAGAGAUUUUAAUUAUAAUAAAGAAUUUCUUAGGAUAAAUAUCUAUGCAGAAAAAAUGCCAAUUAUUCAUAUGAGAGAUAUCUUAUUCAUUAAUAAUAUUAUAAAUAUUUAUGUUACGAAUAAUCAGCUUUUUUCUAAUAAUAUGUACAAAAUAUACGGAAAAGUGCUAAUCUUCUUAACUACUUAUUCCCCCUAUGAGUAUGUGUACAGUCACUAUUAUUCUUCCCUCAUCAUGAACAGAGGAGAUCUUGACUCUAGGAAAUACUCCAGUGCAUACUUUAAUGUUUAUGACGACACGGUUUCUGCGUUGGACGAGGGCGGACACGAAGUUGACGAAGAGGAAGCGGAGCAGGAGGAGGAAGAUGACGAAUAUGACGAAUGUGACGAAUGUGACGAAUGUGACGAAUGUGACGAAGAAGAUGGAGAGGAAAAUGGAGAACAUGACGAAUAUAGCGAAUAUGGCGAAUAUGACGAAUAUGGCGAAUAUGAUGAAUAUGGCGACUGUGAUUACAACUGUAACCGCGACAACCAGCGCGACUACCAGCGCGACCACGAUAGGGAGGAUGACCCCAUGGAAGACGAUACAAGCCUGCAAUCAGAAACGAAUGAAAGUGCACACAAAAACGCAGGGGGACAAAAGAAAAAAGGCAAAAGAACAUACAAACAAUUCUGCAAAAUGAAAAAAGAAACAGGAAAAACCAAAUCUAUACUAAAGGGAGGAAGUGAUUACAUAAAGGAAAAUAGCAAAACAUCAACUGAAAAGAGACGUCGAUUUUUGGACGAAUCUGCGCUGGAUGAUGCCGUAGGUGAGGCAGAAGCAGUUCAAACCAGCAGUGAUAUGAGCAAGCGAGAAAUAAAUAAGGUCGAGUUUGUAAAUAGUGAUAAGGGGGAAGAACAACAGGUGGAUUCAGAAAAGGAGAAAACGCAUCUAGAUGUCUCAGAAAAAGAGCAAUUUUUUAACAUAACAGAAAAAAGUCGUUGGAUUUCUCAUAUGGAAAAUAUGACCGAAGACGCUAAGAGAAAAGAGACGGAUGAUGAUUGCCAAAUGAGGAGAAUUCCUCCUUAUCCUAAUGGAUUAGCACAGCAUGAGAAUAAUAACAAAAUAAAUGGAAGUAGUGAAAAUGCGCUAGCAAAAAUAGAACAAGUAAAUGAGACUUCUCUGCUUGAGAUAGUUAACAACAAGGAAGACUUUGCUGAAAGUGGAGAAAUUGGAUUUUUCACAACGAUACAAGAAAAUUCAUCAAGGGAGAAAUAUAAAAAUUGGCUAUCUCAAAAUGAUGAAAUAAAAAAGGUUGAGAAUAUAAAUCCUGAAUCUACGAAGGAUACAUUAAAUGGUUGUAGCAAAACAAAUAUUAUAGAAUCAUCAGAAUUGAAAAAUUCCACAGGAGAAAUGCUACUACCACUAAGUCAUCAAGCGAAUUAUACAGACAUAAUGAACAAUGUCAAGUAUGCAGAUGAUAUCAUUGAACUGAGAACAGAGAUUAUGUCAUGUGAUGAAGUAAAAAGUAGCAUUUUUAAAAAUGUCAAAACCCAAAAGAAAUUAAAAAUAAAUAAAAUAAAUAAAAAGAAAAAAUAUUAUUUUUACAAAUUAUUUCAAAAAUUUAGAAUAUCCUAUAACAAUUUCCUCAAAUAUACACAAAAUGAAAUAUAUCAUAUAUAUCAUAUUAUGCAUGGGAACUAUUCUGACUCAACUAAAGAUAAACUCCUAUUGGCCAGAGUGAACAGUAACUUAGCAGCAUCAAUAAUUUACAAAUAUGUCUAUAAUCAUGUGUACGACCAUCUUAAUUCUUCACAUAUUAAUUUAAUAUAUCCAAAAUUAAUUCUCCUCAAGCACAUUGUUGAUAAGUACCCACAAAAGAGGCAUCUCGCUCUGCAUUUUUUGAAGGAGUUGUAUACGUAUAUAAUAGAAAAGGAGAACGCCCUAGAAGAAUAUGUCUAUCUGCGGGAAAACCUCAUUUUGUUUUUUGUCUAUUUUAUUAGAUUUGAAAAUAUGUUUUGCUACGUGCUGAAAAUCAUUAAGUCCAUGGUGCAUCUGCUGGACAAAUCCCUAAUCAGGUUGUUCAUAAUAAAAACCCUGACUUACUGUGCCCCCCCUUACGAUUUUAAAUUUUGCCAUCGCUUGUUGAGCUUUAUUUAUUCCGUUCUCAAAAAAGAGGGUAUAUAUUACAAGGACGAAUUCAAAAGGGUCUUAAAUAAAUUUCUUGAGGAUGUUGAGGAAAUGCACAGGAUGUAUCAAAAUUCGAAGACAAGGAAGCUUUCUGUGUUGAUAAGUUACGUCAGGGAACAGAUGAUGAGAUCAGAAAAUGACUCAGGCGUGCACUGA